UGUCCAGAGCAGAAGCAGUUCCCGUUACUGUGAGCAGCAUGAUCGACAGUGGUGAUUUCCGCUCUCACAUGGGUGAUGCUACCUAUCACACAUUGAAUGGAAGGAUGAGUCCGAACUACAGUCCAAACAAUAGCUAUGCGACGCUAACGCCAUUGCAGCCGCUGCCACCUAUUUCUACAGUUUCAGAUAAAUUUAGUCAUGUUCCUUCAUCAAAUGUUAGCGGAAGUUUUACUUUAAUGCCACAAAAUAAUGGACUUGGAAAUGUGAUGGAUAUGAGUGCUUACCGUUAUGAUAAAAUGAGUAUGGGAAUGAACAUGGGACCGACAUUAGGAGCUACGCCAAUGACAAUGAUGUCACCCAAUACACUUCAAUCAUAUCAACAACACGGAUUCACAUCAUACGGUUAUGGACAAAAUGGAUUAGGAUCGCCAGUAAAAUCAGAACAUUGUCACAAGAUGAUAUCACCAAAUUCGUUUGACUCGUAUGUUGGAUCUCCUAUGCGUAUUGAAUCUAAUUCAUCUAGGUUACAUUCACCAAAUAUCAUGAUGUCACCAAUGAAUGGAAUUCAUCACUCGGCACCUACACCUUCACCUCAUAGUGAUAGCCCUCAAAGAGAUCUCAGAGCAACUACGUCAGGACUGGAAUCUCCUGACAAACAAGAUUUAGAAGAAAUAAAUACAAAGGAAUUGGCCCAAAGAAUAAGCAGCGAAUUAAAAAGAUACAGCAUACCACAAGCAGUUUUUGCGCAGAGAGUUUUGUGUCGGAGUCAGGGAACCUUGAGUGACCUACUUCGAAAUCCAAAACCAUGGAGCAAGUUGAAGUCGGGUCGAGAAACGUUCAGGAGAAUGUGGAAAUGGUUGCAGGAACCAGAAUUUCAGAGAAUGUCAGCCUUACGUUUAGCAGCCUGCAAGCGAAAAGAACAAGAACCAGAUAAAUCUAUUGAAGAUCCAAGAUCCCCUAAAAAACCACGCUUGGUGUUCACAGAUAUACAGCGCAGAACACUUCAUGCAAUAUUUAAGGAAACUAAACGUCCUUCAAAAGAAAUGCAGACCACAAUUGCACAACAACUUGGACUUGAAGUGACGACAGUCGCUAAUUUCUUUAUGAAUGCCAGAAGGCGUUCGUUAGAUAAGUGGCAAGACGACAAUGGAAAUAAUAAUCGUGAAAGUGCGUCCUCGUGUACGAAAAGUUAACCAUUUUAGUGUUAAAAUAUCCUUUCUACGGACCUCAUAACAACAAACAAUAUUUUUUUCAUCGUCAUCAAAACAAACUUGUCAUCUAUGAUGCAAACCCCCCCAAAAGACAAUUGUGGUUUAUAAAAUAGUGUGGGUUCUUUAUACGCCCUAAUUAUCAUAUUGUAUAUUCAAUAAGUAAUUGUUAUUUGUGUGUUAAAUCAUGAUUUUUUAACUUAUUUUUAAACUAACUAAUGACUGGAUUUGGUCAUAUUGAAUCAGGUUAUUGAUGUGAAAUUCUUUAUCAAUGACAAUAUCUUGGAAUCUCAGAAUGUUUAUCAAUAAUCUUUAUUUCUUAGUAUU
Molecule: messenger RNA, 1535 nt
Organism: Lottia gigantea (owl limpet)
Lineage: Eukaryota; Metazoa; Mollusca; Gastropoda; Lottiidae
Exons: 2
Coding region: 39-1193 (384 amino acids)
Biological process (GO): regulation of transcription by RNA polymerase II
Cellular component (GO): nucleus
Molecular function (GO): RNA polymerase II cis-regulatory region sequence-specific DNA binding; DNA-binding transcription factor activity, RNA polymerase II-specific
Source: RefSeq, a predicted model, not a curated record